Messenger RNA from Geodia barretti, 960 nucleotides. Lineage: Eukaryota; Metazoa; Porifera; Demospongiae; Tetractinellida; Geodiidae. The record is from the annotation of a GenBank genome assembly.
AUGAGCCCGAAAGCCGAUCUGCCGGUUGCGCUGGGCAAGGGUACGGGAGGCGAAAACAUUGCGCUCGACCUCGCCAAGAUGCCCCAUCUGCUCAUCGCAGGCGCGACCGGCUCAGGAAAGAGCGUCGCCCUAAAUGCGAUUGUCGCGGGGCUGCUCAUGGAACGCUCCCCCGCUGAAAUGCGCAUGCUCCUCGUGGAUCCCAAGCGCGUAGAGCUUACGCCGUACAAUGGCAUUCCCCACCUGCUCUGCCCUGUCAUCGUGGAGGUCGAUCAAGUAGUCGGUAUGCUCAAGGGCGUCAUAAACGAGAUGAUGACACGAUACCGCCAGAUGGAGGAGAUCGGCGUCCGCAACAUUGAGGGCCGCCUUCGAUGUGGAACAGUCGCUAUGCCGCUGGCGCAGCUUGGUCGAGCCACGGGCAUUCACCUGAUACUGGCAACACAGCGACCGUCCGUAGAUGUAGUCACCGGGCUCAUCAAGGCAAACUUCCCAAGCCGCAUCAGCUUCGGCGUAACAUCGCACAUUGAUUCGCGGACUAUCCUGGACACCAACGGCGCCGAGAAGCUUCUGGGCAAGGGCGACAUGCUUUACCUGCCGCGUGAUGCCGCCAGGCCGAUGCGCGCGCAGGGCGCUUUCAUAUCUGACAAGGAGAUCGACCGUCUCAUAGACUUCUGGCAGACUACGCCGCGCGCAUGGGUACCCAACGUCAAUCUGCGCCCUGUAUCCCAAGACGAUUCUGAAGAUUCCGAUGCCGAUUUCUCGGCAUCGACGGAUGCGCUCUUCGACAAGGCAGUAGAACUAGCGCAUACACAGAAGAAACUUUCGACCUCGCUGUUGCAGCGACGAUUGCGUAUCGGCUACCCACGCGCAGCUCGACUCAUGGAUGAACUGGAGGAGAACGGCGUAGUGAGCGCGGGCGAUGGCUCCAAGUCAAGAGAUGUUAUAAUUAAUAGUGUGGCGUAA